This is a messenger RNA of Scleropages formosus (Asian bonytongue), 1694 nucleotides long. RefSeq names its product tachykinin receptor 3a (gene tacr3a). The coding region runs from base 426 to 1652 and encodes 408 amino acids. Gene Ontology annotation, molecular function: tachykinin receptor activity. Gene Ontology annotation, cellular component: plasma membrane; sperm midpiece. Gene Ontology annotation, biological process: positive regulation of flagellated sperm motility; G protein-coupled receptor signaling pathway. The record is from RefSeq and is a predicted model, not a curated record. Lineage: Eukaryota; Metazoa; Chordata; Actinopteri; Osteoglossiformes; Osteoglossidae. The transcript is spliced from 5 exons.
CGGGGUGGAUCGAUCCGCUUUUCCGCGCGUAACGGCGCUGCGCACCGGGGACGCGCCCCACGCGCUCCUCUGUCGCUGUUGGAUCGCCGCGCUGGACGGAGGAGCUCUGCGGCGCGCUGUCUCGAUGGGAGGGUUCAGGGACCUGCCUCAUCCGGAGCCCUCCCCGCCUCGUGCCUUCACACCGCUGCGCGCCGCCGACACUCGAGCAUCCCCCUCGGACCGGCGCUCGGGACCGCGCGGCCAUGGCGCAGCGUCAUAGGCGCUCGGACUCGAACCCGCCGUUCGGCUUCGAACCCAUUCGCGACAGCUGCCGGUUCUGACCGAGGACCGGCGCGCGAGCCCGUCAUCGCGGCGAAUUUACGCCCCCCCGACCACCUGUCCAGCGCCGGGAGAAGUUUGUUGAAAGGAGGAGGGGGGUCGGGGAGAUGGCGGCUCCCGCCAACGGCUCGAGCGGCGGCUCCAACGUCUCCAGCAACCUCACCGCGCACCAGUUCGUGCAGCCGCUGUGGCGCGUCGCGCUCUGGUCCGUGGCGUACAGCGGCGUGCUCGCCGUAGCCGUGUUCGGCAACCUCGUGGUCAUGUGGAUCAUCCUGGCGCACAAGCGCAUGAGGACCGUCACCAACUACUUCCUGCUCAACCUGGCCUUCUCGGACGCGUCCAUGGCCGCCUUCAACACGCUCAUCAACUUCGUGUACGCGACGCACGGCGAGUGGUACUUUGGCGACGCGUACUGCAAGUUCCACAACUUCUUCCCCGUCACGGCCGUGUUCGCCAGCAUCUACUCCAUGACAGCGAUCGCGGUGGACAGAUACAUGGCCAUCAUCCACCCCCUGAAGCCCAGGCUGUCUGCAACAGCAACUAAGGUGGUUAUCUUCUGCAUCUGGGCCCUGGCAGUGAUGCUGGCCUUCCCACUGUGCUUCUACUCAACCACCCUGAAGAUAAAACUCAGAACGCUGUGCUACGUGGCCUGGCCAAGGAAGCUCACUGACCCUCUGAUGUACCACAUCAUUGUGGCUGCCUUGGUGUACAUGCUGCCCCUAAUAGUGAUGGGCAUCACUUACACCAUCGUGGGAAUGACGCUGUGGGGAGGAGAGAUUCCCGGGGACUCGUCGGACAAUUAUCACAGUCAGCUGCAAGCCAAGAGGAAGGUGGUGAAGAUGAUGAUCAUUGUGGUGGUGACCUUCGCCAUCUGCUGGCUGCCCUAUCACAUCUAUUUCAUCGUGCUCGGGGUCAACCAGAUGCUGAGCAAGCAGAAGUAUAUCCAGCAGGUCUACCUCACUGUGCUGUGGCUGGCCAUGAGCUCCACCAUGUACAACCCCAUCAUCUACUGCUGCCUCAACAGCAGGUUCCGGGCUGGAUUCAAGCGCGUGUUCCGCUGGUGCCCCUUCAUCGAGGUGUCCAGCAACGACGAGAUGGAGCUGCGCGCCAUGCACCACCACCCCACUCGGCAGAGCAGCACCUACACGCUGUCGCGCAUGGAGUCCAGCAUGGUGGUGGUCUAUGACCCCGCCGACGGGGACGCCCUGUCCUCCUCCAGGAGGAAGAGGCGCGGCUCCCGCCAGGCCAGCCUCAACGGUUGCCCCAGCAACAGCGUCAAGACCCCCUUGCGACCAAGCCUCUACAGCAGCACCAGCACGGAGGAGUUCUCCUGAAGGGCCUCGCUGCCCCCCCCCCCCACCCCUCCGUCCUCCUGG